Messenger RNA from Carcharodon carcharias (great white shark), 5453 nucleotides. It is a transcript of the gene atp8b4, whose product is annotated as ATPase phospholipid transporting 8B4. The record is from RefSeq and is a predicted model, not a curated record. Gene Ontology annotation, biological process: Golgi organization; phospholipid translocation. Gene Ontology annotation, cellular component: plasma membrane. NCBI's taxonomy places the organism in Eukaryota, Metazoa, Chordata, Chondrichthyes, Lamniformes, Lamnidae. The transcript has 30 exons. Bases 578 to 4147 code for a protein of 1189 amino acids. Gene Ontology annotation, molecular function: ATP binding; magnesium ion binding; ATP hydrolysis activity.
UGAGGUGAUGCGAGAGGAAGGCGUGGGUUAGCCCCCUCCCCCCAAUAUCAUCAUGUCCCUUUUCCUAAGGGUUUAGGAGGGCGGGGAAAGCCCGGAAUCCGCUCAGCCGAAGUGGAAUGACAAGCCCAGCCUUGAACUUCUUAUUCUCAACCUCUGCAAUAAAUGAGCGGGGGCGACUAGUUCUUUUAACCGAGGUAUUUAACCCGUAAGCGGCGCUUGAUCCGCUGUGUAUCUGGGUUUAGAGAAGCAGGAGUCGGACGUGGGAGCGUUUAAUGGUUUACAUGACUGAUUAUUUAUGGGCGGAAGAUCUUGAAGUUCAAUAGGUCCUAUUGCAUGCGGCAGAGGCUUCACUUUCUGAACGGCAGCUUGUUGCAACAUCUCUGUCAGUGAACUGACCCAGUGCCUUUCCCUGGCUAUUGGCAUGUCAUCAUUGCAAAGUUAUAUCUUCUGUUCAGGUGGUGAUUUAACCAAUCUGAAGAGAAUGAUUAUCAGCAAAUGACUGGUGGGCUGCAAGUCCUUGACAAAGAGUAGAAACAAGAGCCAUCAUUUGGGCCCAAAUCAAAGGUAACCUGAUGCUAUGAAGCUCUGUAGGGAUAAAUUAAUAGAGGAGGAGCGGCGGGUGAUUGCUAACAAUCGUGAAUAUAAUGACAAGUUUCAGUAUGCUAAUAACCGCAUCAAGACCUCGAAGUACAAUGUUGUCACAUUUCUGCCUAUUAACUUGUUUGAGCAGUUCCAGCGGGUUGCCAAUGCAUAUUUUCUGUUCCUGUUGCUCUUACAGCUAAUUCCUCAUAUCUCCUCCCUGUCCUGGUUUACCACUAUAGUGCCUUUAGUGUUGGUAUUAACCAUCACCGCAGUCAAAGAUGCUACAGAUGAUUUUUUUCGUUACAAGAGUGAUAAUCAGGUUAAUAAUCGACAGUCUCAGGUGCUCAUUGAUGGCAAGCUACAGAAUGAGAAAUGGAUGAAUGUUCGAGUGGGAGACGUAAUCAAAUUGGAAAAUAAUCAGUUUGUGGCUGCUGACCUGUUGCUGCUUUCAAGCAGUGAGCCUCAUGGACUUAGCUAUGUCGAGACAGCUGAGCUUGAUGGAGAAACCAACUUGAAAGUUCGACAAGCACUGCCAGUAACUUCAGAACUUGGUGCUGAUAUGUGUAGAUUGGCAGAGUUUGAUGGGGAAAUCAUUUGCGAGCCUCCAAAUAAUAAAUUGGACAAAUUCACAGGGACUCUAUUUUGGAAGGAUAAGAAAUAUUCACUAGAUAAUGAAAAGAUGCUGCUUCGAGGCUGCGUACUGCGGAACACAGAAUGGGGCUUUGGCCUGGUGAUCUUUGCAGGACCUGAUACCAAGCUAAUGCAGAACAGUGGCCGAACCAAAUUCAAACGAACAAGUAUAGACCGGCUGAUGAAUACUUUGGUCCUGUGGAUCUUUGGCUUUCUAGUGUGUAUGGGAAUCAUUUUAGGAAUUGGAAAUUCCAUUUGGGAAAGUGAAGUCGGAUUUCAUUUCCACAUUUACCUGCCCUGGGACGAUUGGAUGAAAAAUGCGAUUUUUUCAGGAUUUCUAAGUUUCUGGUCAUACAUAAUUAUCCUGAACACCGUUGUGCCAAUCUCGCUAUAUGUCAGUGUUGAAGUCAUUCGGCUUGGACACAGCUACUUCAUAAACUGGGACCGGAAGAUGUAUUAUGCCAACAAAAACACAUCUGCUGAGGCACGAACCACAACACUCAAUGAAGAGCUGGGGCAAAUAGAAUACAUAUUUUCUGACAAAACAGGAACACUGACGCAGAAUAUAAUGAUUUUCAACAAAUGCUCAAUCAAUGGAAAAGCCUACGGAGAUGUUUAUGAUGAGCUGGGACAUAAAACUGAAAUAUCUGAGAAAACUCUCCCUGUGGAUUUUUCAUUCAAUACUUUAGCAGAUCCAAAGUUUCAGUUUUAUGAUGCCAGUCUGGUGGAAGCAAUUAAACUGGGGGAUCCAUCAGUGCACGAGUUUUUCAGAUUGCUUUCACUCUGCCAUACAGUUAUGCCAGAGGAAAAGAAUGAAGGUGAACUUGUUUACCAAGCCCAGUCACCCGAUGAAGGAGCAUUGGUUACAGCUGCAAGAAACUUUGGUUUUGUUUUUCGGUCCCGCACCCCAGAGACCAUCACCGUGAAUGAGAUGGGCAAGCCUGUUGUGUACCAAUUGCUGGCCAUUUUGGAUUUUAACAAUGUGCGAAAGAGGAUGUCAGUGAUAGUUAGAAAUCCUGAAGGACAAAUAAGGCUUUACUCAAAGGGGGCUGAUACCAUUCUGUUUGAAAGACUUCAUCCCUCCAAUGAAGACUUGAUGUGUAUCACCUCAGAUCACCUCAGUGAAUUUGCAGGGGAAGGACUGCGAACAUUAGUGCUUGCGUAUAAAGAUCUGGAUGAAGCUUACUUUGCUAAGUGGCAAAAGAUGCACCAUCAUGCCAGCACAGCUCUUGAGAACCGGGAUGAACAGCUUUCUGACUUGUAUGAAGAGAUUGAACAGGACAUGAUGUUACUAGGAGCCACUGCGGUGGAAGACAAAUUACAAGAAGGGGUUUCUGACACAAUUGCCAACCUAAUCCUGGCCAAUAUUAAGGUUUGGGUACUUACUGGAGAUAAGCAAGAGACAGCAAUGAAUAUUGGUUACUCGUGCAACAUCUUAACAGAUGACAUGAAUGAGAUAUUCAUAGUGUCUGGCUACACAGUUCUCGAAGUGCGUGAACAACUCCGGAAAGCAACAGAGCAAAUGAUGGGGACACCUAUUUGCAAUGGGUAUGGUGUCUCUGUAAAGAACGGGAGUUUGAAGCUAGAAUCAGUCAUUGAAGAGACUGUUAUGGGAGACUAUGCACUGGUUAUUAAUGGACACAGUUUAGCCCAUGCGCUAGAAGCAGACAUGCAACGUGAGUUCCUGGACUUGGCUAGCAUGUGCAAAACUGUUAUUUGCUGUAGAGUCACACCAUUACAGAAAGCCCAAGUGGUCGAGCUUGUCAAAACUCUCAAGAAAGCCGUCACGCUGGCUAUAGGCGAUGGAGCUAAUGAUGUCAGCAUGAUUAAAAGUGCACAUAUAGGAGUUGGGAUCAGUGGUCAGGAAGGCAUGCAAGCUGUUCUAGCUAGUGACUAUUCAUUUGGACAAUUCCGAUACCUUCAGCGACUUUUGUUAGUCCAUGGGAGAUGGUCCUACCUGAGGAUGUGCAAAUUCCUCUAUUACUUUUUCUACAAGAACUUUGCAUUCACUCUUGUGCACUUCUGGUUUGGUUUCUUCUGUGGAUUCUCUGCACAGACCGUUUAUGAUCAGUGGUUUAUUACCCUGUACAACAUAGUUUACACUUCUCUUCCUGUUCUGGCCAUGGGUAUAUUUGAUCAGGAUGUCAAUGAACAGAAAAGCUUGGAAUACACGAGACUGUAUGAACCUGGACAACUUAAUCUGUUGUUCAAUAAAAGGGAGUUCUUCAUCUGUAUAAUCCAAGGCGUCUACACCUCUAUUGUCCUUUUCUUUGUUCCAUAUGGUGCGUUUUGUGACACUACAAGAGAUGAUGGGACACAUCUUUCUGAUUAUCAGUCAUUUGCUGUUACUGUGGCAACAUCUUUGGUGAUUGUGGUCAGUGUGCAAAUUGGCCUUGACACCAGCUACUGGACAGCAGUCAAUCACUUCUUCAUAUGGGGGAGUGUGGCUGUCUAUUUCUCCAUCUUGUUUGCAAUGCACAGUAAUGGAUUGUUCUCAAUAUUUCCAAGCCAAUUUCCUUUUGUAGGAAAUGCUCGGAAUUCCCUGGUUCAUCUUACAGUGUGGCUUGUCAUAAUUGUGACCACAGUGCUAUGCAUCGUGCCAGUGGUGGCAAUCAGAUUCCUGACGGUACAUUUGAAACCAACCUUGAGUGACAAGGUACGAUACAUGCAACUUGCCAGAAGAAAACAGAAGCCAGUGCAGCACCAUAUGCGGCGUGUAAACCGCACCAGCUCAAGAAGAUCAGGCUAUGCAUUUGCUCAUCAAGAGGGCUUUGGUGAGCUCAUUACCUCGGGAAGGAACAUGCGCUUCAGUAAACCAGCACCAGUGGUAACCGGAAAGUCGAUGCCGAGCAGCACCAGUUGGAUUGAAAAUUUAAGGAAGAAAACAACGGACACAGUAAAUAGCUUUGGCAGUGAGAAGAAUAUUAAACUGUAGAGCAAUCGAUUUUCGGAAGGAAAGACGCUUUUACUCGCUUAAAAGUUGGCCAUAGUUUGCACUGUGCUGUAUGUCAACAAAGCUUGAAUCACCACUACUUGCUGAAGAGUCACAAAGUAAUGCACUCUUGUUUCUGAGCUGUUACAUAUCAGUUUUGUAAUGUUGGACAUCUAUGUCGGACUCUUUGAUGCCAGGCAGCAAGUAAGAAAGAAUUUCCACUUACAGUUUCUGUAGAUUUGGUAAAAAUGUCAGCUUCGAUUGAAGUUGAGCAUUUUGAGGCACUUGUCAGCCUAUUGGCUGAUGUCCCUGUUACAUAACAAGUUUGUACGUCUAAGCUGUAAAUAUUUUUUAAGCCUUUGAAAACAUUUUUAUAAUGCAAGAGAGCAACAGUUGCAUUGUUUAAUGCUGCUCAACUUAAAUGGACCUAUACAAACAAGAUUAUAGAACUACAUGGGCAGAGCAGCUGUACAUAAUAUGGUUCAUUUCUUUCACUAGAGGGACCCAAUUAUAUUGUAUUCUGUCUAAGAAUGUUAUACUGUGGUCCUGUAGCUAUGGCCUCAUUGAGGAAUAAGUGCCUUUGGGUUUUCCUUUCACAAGGAAACAACUUUUUUAUUUGAAUGGAUGUAUUUUAUGAUUUUGAAAACAACACACUGCAUUUACAAACACUUUCAGCUUUAAUGGUUCUCUGUAACUUCACUUUCUGAUUGUCUUUCUCCAGUGAAGUACAACAGCUAACCUUGUAUGAAUUGUUACAUUUGCAAUAUGUUUUCUACAAAAUAACUCCUCUUCAUACAGUUAUUCUUUAUAUAUCAAUGGGAUUAGCACUAUUUUUCCAUGGGGGAACAUCAAAGGGACAAAGUCUGUUUUAAGACUUGUGGACACCAUAAGCACAUCACUUGGCUUCAUCUCUGUUCAAAUGUGUUUUUAGUACCUCUAACUCCCAGCAAUGUUUCUCUGUUUAUUUCUCAUGAAAGUAAGCUUUCCUCACUUUACUGGGGCUUUGCUGCGCAUGUAUUGGCUGCCUCAUUUUCUCCAGUACAACACUGACCACACUUCAUAAGUUUUUUAUCAGCUGUGAAAAGCUUUGAGAUGUUCUUGAUGUUGUGAAAGGCUUUAUGUGAGUUGCAAGUUAUUUCUAUUUUUUGUACAUGUAGCCCAUUUUUUGGCAUUUCAUUUCCUGCGGCAAACUUCAGCAAACAUUGUUAAAAUGUCUGCAAAAUACUGUGGGGAUGCAGGAAAAACUCAGCAGGUCUAGCAUCAUCUGUGGAGAGAGAAACAGAGUUAACAUUUCAAGUCCGUAUGAAAA